Amoebophrya sp. A25 is the source of this 4358-nucleotide messenger RNA. NCBI's taxonomy places the organism in Eukaryota, Dinophyceae, Syndiniales, Amoebophryaceae. The record is from the annotation of a GenBank genome assembly.
AAAGCUCACUAUUAUACUAGAUUGCUGUAUGAUAAUUUCAUCCACUCGUCAUCACGAGAAACAAGAAUAAUCACUUCGAACAUCAAGAAACAGACUUACUACUGUUUCCACUCACCACGAAAGAAAAAUGAGCGAUCUGCUUGACACGUUUGACGAUCUGCUUGACGAAUCGGGUUUGGGGAACGGUAUAAGCUGUGCGAACGAGGUAAUAGCUGGAGUGCAAGAGGAGCGCGCUGGGGUGCAAGAGCACGUCGUAUCCAUAGCAACAGAGGUGGUCCAAACUGGAGGUGGUGAGUCGUUGGCACGGAAAGGUGACCGUGGUGGAGAGUCCUCGAGCAGUAGCUCUACGCCAGGAACUCCGAGAGGUAAUGAUGGAGAUGAAGUCGUGGAGCAGGAGGUCGCAGUCAACAUAGUUGCAGACGCACCAGGCUUUUCUACGGCUGGCGGGUCAAGCGGUAUAAUCCUAACUCCCGCUGCAGGCGUUAGCCUCAAGAACGGUGAGGAGGCAAAGAACGAUGCCACUACGAAUGAUGUGCAGUUGCCCACAAGGGAAGGGGUCGUAGACGCCACCGCGUCUAGAGCACCUGUAGAUGAUGCCGCCACGACUGCAGUGCCUCUAGAUGCCGCCACCACGUAUAAAGCACCUGUAGAUCAUGAUGCCACUGCCACGUCUAAAGCAGCUCUAGAUCCCACUGUAAUGGAUGCCACCUCCUCGAGUACCACUGAAGGAGCAACUCCCACUACAGAUCCGGCAAGCAAAUCUUACAAUUGGGGAGUGAAGAGCCAGUUUGCAAAGCCUUCAUUGUCAGACACAGCGGCACAGCUCGAAAGAAUACGCGAACAGCAGCGCGAGUUAAGAAAGGUUGAUUUGUUGUAGAGUAGGACGUCCCAGACCCUCAUGAGAAAAAAUCAUAUUAUGACAUGACGAGAUCAACUAUUUUGGCCCGCCAAUAGCCUCGUACAUGGUACAUACCAUAAAGGACAACAUCAGCAUGUUGAUGAUUCUUCUUGCUUAUAGCAUCCGCGUAUGAAAAUACAUCUUGCGAGGGAUCUUGUAUGAAAAUACUUCUUCAUAUCAGCGAAGACAAAAACAAGCAGCAGAAAGGAUGAAGGCCUAUGAGAAGAACUCUGGAUUCCACAUCUCAGAGCGUUGCCUCUCCCAAGAAAAGUUUGAUGCUUGUAUGCGAGACAAGAUUAAAGUCGAACUGAGGGAUAUACGGUUAAGGAAGAAGAAGUGCCUUUGGUAGUUCUAUGUGAAAGAAGAAGUGCUUUUGGUAGUUCUAUGUGAUUUCUAUGUGAAGAAGAUUGGUAGGAAUGCGUAUCCGCGAUUCUAUGUGAUUUCUUUGUGAAGAUUGGUAGGAAUGCGUAUCCGCGAUUGAUUCAAUCUAGUAUAAUUUUUAUUACAUGAUAUCUUGUUGUAGUUCAUCUAUUAAUCAGGCUAAGGCUUUGGUAUGAUGUCUUUGACAUUCACAACCCUUAUGGGAAGUAGCAGAUCAUCUACAAAAUACUUACGAAGUAGAUCAUCUACAAAAUACUUACGAAGUAGAUAACCUAAACCUUUGUGUAGGUGUACCAAUGCUUUGCUUCAUACCUACGAUUGGUUUCGACCGGUGGUUUCCAUGACAAGACCGCUGACUACAAGGAUCCUGCGUACAAGGGGAAAAACGUGGUGCUCAUCGUGAUAGCUAUUCACUUUCAGGACCAGCAGUCUCUAGGUGACGGCCAAGUAUGCGCUCAGUGGAAGAUCUGCGACUUGCCUACGGUACUCUCUAUUAAAUUUGCGUAAGGCUCAUGCCGGAAGAGAUGCACACUGCAGACUCUUUUUAUGGAGGUGGCAUCGUGGUGGAGCAAUAAAUUUACGUAUGAUAAGUAUAGACUCUUAGUAGGUACUAAGAGUCCACCAUUGAAGAUGUGAGGAUCAAUAUUGAUUUCCCAGGUAGCAUGCCCUCAAGCAACGGUGGUAACAUUGCGGCUUUUUUCGGGAGCGUUUCUUACCUGGACAAAGAGUCAAGAGGCGAAAAAUGAGCUGAAAAAGGGAUCUGUUUUUUUAUGCGGACACACCUAGUCUUCGUGAAUGCCCUCGUUUAGAACUAGAAGUAGCCACUGACCAGUUGCUUACACAAUCAGGAGGUGACCCCAAAGCAGUUGAGCUUUGAUUCUUUGAUGAGGCGUGGUAAAAAUAACUACUUAUGCAAGAAUAAAAUAAAUACUUUGAUCCUCUUCUCAGCUUCGCAAUUCACGCUAUCAUCUUCGGGUCCUCUGUCCUCUAACUCAGGCGAUCUUGAAUCCAGCUGUGUCGCUUCAACCGGGUACGGCCAGAUAUUUUGCGAGAGUAACGCAGGCUGCGCAAAUAGUAAAACUAGGAGAGUGUGAAGACGUUGGAUAUUGUGCAGCCCUAAGUGGAAGCAAUGGCCGUGGAGAGCUGUGUGGGCAACCGAUUUUAUGAAUUCAAGCCGUACUAUCAAGUAAGUUGUCGGGGUUCUUGGCUUAGUGUGUGAUAGAUGGGUUUUGAUUUGUUUAGCCCACUUUUAUUGUACCACUGCGAGGUCACCUCGACGACAGUAAAGUAGAUAUGCGUAGAAGCUCACCUAAGUGUAUGAUUCUCAAUUUUUCUUUUCCACUCCUCCUCCUCCUACUCCUUCUUCAUAGAACAACGUCCGAACUUGUCCUAGCGGACUGUGCUAUUACCACAAUGAAAAGCAGUAUGCGUCCUCCACGUCUGGCGCCAAGAAGACGGAGCCUGGAGUGGCAGUGACCUUGACGAGUGAGGCGGCGCGAGAAACGACGAAAAAAUGGGCAGCCAUUGGACAUUCCGUGAAAACGAGCAAAGAUUAAGGGUCUUCACAUUGCAGCCUGCACGAACGUCUUCCCUGACUGUACUUUUCCCACUAAGCAUUGAAAGAAGUCAGGGAUGCUCUGAGCAAUGCAAUGUCGCAACCUCUAAAAAGAAGUGCAAGAAAAACGGAAGCAGGCUCAGCGGGAGAAUACGAAGGAACGUGAUCUCUGGUUUUUCAAUCGGAAGUUACGGCAUGAUAGGACGAUAUUUCACAUGAUGUCCACGACAGGAGAGGUUCUUUUUCCUCUCUGUUUCCUCCAUCCUAGAAAUUUGUUUUUCGUCUCUGUGUCCUUCAACAUCUUAAAUAGAAGUUUGUGUCUGAGACAAUGAAUACGAAGCAAGAACUGACUAACCCUAGCCCUAAGCCCUAAACCCCAGCUCCUCUAAGGAACAAUGCGAACGAACAUGCGAAUGAAGCUUUUCGCGAUGCCAAACUGAGUGGGCGAUCACUCACCGCUUCUUCAGCUUCAACGGUGCCUCUGCUGGGGAGGGGGAUAGCAGAGGAUGACGUCAUCCUAUUUGACGAGGACGAUAUCACAGAUGCUGCUAAAGCAGCUAGUAAGAGAAAGCCAGCAUCUUCUACUCAUAUAAUUUUUAAGGUCAACAUUUAGUGUCCAUCUUUCUCGGCAUCUUGGUAAGUACCCUUUUCCCUUGUAUUCUCAUGAAAUACAAGGUACAAGGGGUCAAGAUGAGGGCUCAUCCGAGAUGCAUUCUUCUAGCGGACUCUAAAAAUCGUACUCUGUCGUCGAUUGGUGGAGAUAAGAAUUCUAGUACUGCAACGAAGCAAGCGGCCGAAAAUAGAGGAACCACAAGCAAUGCAACAAGUAGAGGAGCAGUUUCUAGCUCGUCUAGCUCGAAAGUGGAAUCCGCCAACAACAUCACGGAAUCAUCAAAAUCGAAAAUCUCGAAAGAUGCAGCACGAGCUGGAUCAGCGGGAGCCGAGCCAUCAAGUAGUUAUGAAAGAAUACUUCAUAGUACCGAAAUAGUGAAGAUAUUCUGUCAUAUUCUCCUUUAGAGCUUGACUUCAAAAUGAUGGUUUAACUAAAACUAUGACGAUUCUCAUCAAGACUAUGGUACAACUCGAUCCCCUUCCUCCUACUUUCUAAUUCUGGGGCAUCAAGAAAGAAGGAUCGAAACUUGAGGCGCUGUACGCCAAGAUACGUGCUAAACGACGGGAUAAAGAGGAGGCCGCGCCGCCUGUUGCCGCGCUCUCAGAUCCAUCUGCCGCUCCAGUAGACACUGGAGAGCGAAGACUGAAAAAGCCGAAGACUGUCGUAGACUGACGCUUGUGGACUCCUUUGCUUUUGAAUUUUGAAGCAACGUGAUAGGUAAAUUCUGAAGCAACAAUGUGACGAACGCAACAAGCCAUGCAUCUUGAUUAGGAGCACGCAACUCCAUUUUGAUGGUUCGCAACACCUUCUAAGUGUGGUGGGGUUCAUUGAAGGGCGUAGCCUUUCAAUUGUGUGACUGUUUGAUAUUUUCAUCAGGGAAGACCCUCGAUUGAUUCCAAGCAGAACCGGAC